UGAUGACGCAGCUCAUGUAAAUGAUGGAACGCCUCCUCCUCAGAUUCGCGGGAAAAGUGAAAAAUGGCGACGGUAGAAGUUUGAAGCUUUGCGCCGUGAACCAGAGACAGAGACAGACAGGCAGAGAGAGAGACAGGCAGAGGACACGGAGACACAGACAGACACACGGUCUCUCUGUCCGACCUGUCUAACGGAGCAGCCGCCUGUCUGUCUUCAUCUGUCGGUGGGCCGGAGACCGGAGACCGGAGGACACAGCCCGGGGCAGUGAAGGAUGUUUGAGGACCUGAUAGAAGCCUUCUGUGGUCUGGAGCCUCAGACGUCUCCAGGGGGGGCGGCAGGUCGGAGGGGGCGUGGCCUGGAGGACGAUGAGGGGGCGGGGUCCAGUCUGAGUGUGGGACAGUUUGUCCUCUGUCAUUGGUCAGAUGGACUCUACUACCUGGGCAAGAUACAGAGGGUGAGCCCCCCGAGGCAGAGCUGCUUUGUCACAUUUGAGGACAACUCCAAGUUCUGGGUCCUCUGGAAGGACAUCCAACAUGCUGGAGUGCCGGGGGAGGAACCUCGCUGCUCUGUGUGCCGGGAGGUGGAGCCAAACUCUGACAGCCAAUCAAACCAAAACAACCAGAUCCUCAUCUGUGGGAAGUGUGGCAUCGGGUUCCAUCAGCAGUGCCACGUUCCUCCUGUAGAGGGCAGCAGCGUCCUGAGUCCCUGGUUCUGCCGCCGCUGCGUCUUCGCUCUGGCUGUCAGGAAAGGGGGCGCUCUGAAGAAGGGUCCAAUCAGCAGAGCUCUGUCGGCCAUGAAGCAGGUGUUGCCGUAUCACCUGGACGCUCUGGACUGGGACUCUCAGCACCGGACCAAUCAGCAGCAGUGUUACUGCUACUGCGGAGGCCCUGGAGAGUGGUACCUGAAGAUGCUGCAGUGUUUCAGGUGUCAGCAGUGGUUCCAUGAAGCGUGCACUCAGUCUCUGCAGGAGUCCAUGAUGUUUGGAGACAGGUUCUACCUCUUCCUGUGCUCGGUGUGUAAUAAAGGGUCUGAGUAUGUCCGCCGGCUGUCCCUGAGGUGGGUCGAUGUGGUUCACCUGGUUCUCUACAACCUGUCCGUCAGCAGCAAGAAGAAAUACUUCGAGCUGGACGAGAUCCUGGCCUUCGUCUCCGCUAACUGGGACCAUCUGCAGCUCGGAAAGCUGUCUAACACGCCUCCAGCAGAGAGGGGGCAGCACCUGCUGGACGCUCUCAACAAAUACAAGAGCAAGUUUCUGUGUGGGAAGGAGAUAAAGAAGAGGAAGUGCAUCUUCCGUCUGAGGACUCGAGUCCCUCCAAACCCCCCCACCAAGCUCUUUCCUGAGCGCGCUCAGAACGAUGGAGGGCGGGGUCUGAAGAAGGGCGUGGCCAGGAACAGUGCUUCAGCAGAGAGGAGGAAGAGGAAGUCCAAGUGGCUGCUAGAAGAUGCGAUUCCUAACAACGAGCUGUCCUGCAGUUGGACGUCUAACCAUCACAUGGCGAACAUCUUUGACUUCACUCUGGACGAACUGCAGAGUCUGAAGAGUUCCAGUAGAACAGUCAGUAUUGAUCAGGACUCCACUGAUGCGUCGACUUCAGGUUCUGCUUCGACCAGCGCCUCCUAUCACUUCAGGAGGAGGGUGGGCAGCAGGAAGAGGAAGUUGCCUAGCAACAGCUACAGCCAGUGGGCCAAUCGCAGUGAGGCAGGGGAGGAGCCUACUGGGAUCCUGGAGGACCAAGAAUCAUCAGACGCUCAUCUGACAUCAGACCCCUCCCACUUCCUGUCAGACCCCUCCCAGCUCCCCUCUGACUCCUCCCACCUGCACUCCUCCAUCUCCUCGUAUUUCGGCGUGUCAGGCCGGCUGACCAAUGGGGAGAGGUACCAGGUGCUGGCUCGGCGAGUCACGGCUCAGGGGACGGUCCAGUACCUGCUGGAGUGGGAGGGGACAACGCCUUAUUAGGACGUCACAUGAUGUGAAGCUUUGAUUCUUCUUCCUCUGUCCUCACACAGCAUUGCCCAGUAAACCGGCCGCUGAUUGGUCCAGACGACCCCGUUACCCGACCCGUUACGUUUCCAUGACAACAGCUGUGUUCAUGUUGUCGUUUAAAUGUUUACAGCCGAACACGUUUUUAUUUUAUUUUAACUUCUCCUUCCUAAACAUGAAGCUGACACCAAAACUCAUCCACCGUGUUUCAACCUUUCCAGCUGUCAGUUGCCUAGCAACAUUUUUUUUUUCUUUUUAUUGCGUCAUUUAGUCCCAAACAUCACGCACUGAAUCUGACCUCACCAAUCUCCAACCUGUUAGUGCUGACAGGGAGGGGUGUCGCACCUGAGCCCCCCGCCGUCCCGCAGGCUAACCCGCGGGCCGUCCCGCAGGCUAACCCGUGGGCCGU
Thunnus maccoyii (southern bluefin tuna) is the source of this 2390-nucleotide messenger RNA. RefSeq names its product PHD finger protein 19 (gene phf19). Gene Ontology annotation, cellular component: nucleus. The transcript has 14 exons. Lineage: Eukaryota; Metazoa; Chordata; Actinopteri; Scombriformes; Scombridae. The record is from RefSeq and is a predicted model, not a curated record. The coding region runs from base 272 to 1957 and encodes 561 amino acids. Gene Ontology annotation, molecular function: chromatin binding; DNA binding. Gene Ontology annotation, biological process: chromatin organization; regulation of DNA-templated transcription.